AUCGCUUUUUCGUUCGCGUAAACGGCGGCAGCAGAGUCGAUCGGCGAUGGACGCUCAAACGGAGGGAGAGAGACGGCCCAUGAACAGAGACCCCGGCCAGCAGGUGCUGGUCGACAACCAGCCGCAAGAUCCGCAGCGCCGCAUGCCUGACACCAGCUAUCCGCGCAGCACUGAAGGAAUCCUCAGAAUGUGCGCCGUACCCGUGGCGUUGACGGGAAUAGUUCUGGCCGUAUUCGGAAACACGGCAGGAAUAUUCUUCAUCUUCGUGGGCAUCGCCUUUCUCAUCUACAUCGGACUUGUCUUUAUAGUGGAGGUGUUCGUCCCGGGCAUUUACAUCCACCGCCUCGUGGACGCGAUAAUCUGCAUGAUUUUCUGCACGCUGUGGCUAGUGGCCGCUAUCAUCGUGACGGUGUACGCGGUGCAGUGGGAGAUUGCUGCACUUCAGGGAGCCGCUUUUAUUGGAUAUAUCCUGAUGCUGAUGUCGUGUGCCUCAGCCUUUUUUGCCCACAGAACUUGGAACAGGACAAAGAAAGGUUCUCGUCCUGUAAUUGUCUAGUUAGAAUAACUAAUUUGUAGCUUCCACAGACAUUCUCCUUAAAUUAGGUGUUCUUUGAAUCAUUCAAAUAUCAUUUUACUCUCUAUGCAGCUGAGCUAUACUGGUAGACACACAGACGUAUCAAGAGUGCUCGUAUUUAAGCAUAAGUGGAUGACUUUUUUUACUGCUGCUGCUUUUACAAAGUAUAAAAUGUGCAUUUUUAAAAUUUUUCAACGACUAAGAA
Molecule: messenger RNA, 779 nt
Organism: Geodia barretti
Lineage: Eukaryota; Metazoa; Porifera; Demospongiae; Tetractinellida; Geodiidae
Source: the annotation of a GenBank genome assembly